Molecule: messenger RNA, 1338 nt
Organism: Eremomyces bilateralis CBS 781.70
Lineage: Eukaryota; Fungi; Ascomycota; Dothideomycetes; Eremomycetales; Eremomycetaceae
Product: NAD(P)-binding protein
Exons: 1
Coding region: 349-1152 (267 amino acids)
Source: RefSeq, a predicted model, not a curated record
GAACUCGUCCUGACUCCUGAAUUCUUAAUCCUGAAUCCUGAAGUUUCUGGAACUCCUUGUCAUUGGGUAUCUGAUAUGAUAUAUCAAUAUGUAUGUGACGGAUAAUGGUGAAAGGCCAAUGAUACAAUGCCGCCGUAAUAAUGCACGAUUCUUGUAUACGGCAUGGUAAGUGCAGUAGUAGGUACUUAGUACUCAAUCCUUCCAAGAUCUAUGUGGUCUGGAAACUCUGUCAAUUAAGAGACACGACCUGCUCAUUCCCCUCCUCGGUCUGUUCAUAUUCUACCUUUCAAAAUAGUCCUUAGAUAGACUGCACUGUCUGACCCUUCGAUUGCGAGCAACUCAGGUGCAAUGGCACGAAUCCUCAUCACCGGUUCCUCCGAUGGAAUUGGAUCUCUCUGCGCCCGCGUGUUCGUGAAGGACGGACACAAGGUCGUCCUGCAUGCCCGGAGCGAACAGCGCGCCAAGGAUGCGACGAACCUGUGUCCUGGCGCCGAAACCGUCGUCGUGGCCGACCUCUCGAAUAUCGCCGAGAUGAAGCGAAUGGCAGAAGAGGUGAACAAGCUGGGUGACUUUGAUGUGGUCAUCCACAACGCUGGCCUGUAUCGUGGCCCGUUCCAACGAACCGAAGAUGGAUACCCGAGUCAGUUCGCCGUGAACACGGUGGCGCCCUUCAUUUUGACGUGUUUGAUCAAGCGACCGAAGCGGCUUAUCUACCUCACAAGCAUUUUUCAUCAAUCGUGCGAUCCGAGCUUGAAUGACAUCACCUGGAAGAACCGUGGAGAGGAGCAAUGGAAUGACAAUCAAGGCUACCACGACACCAAAUUUCAUACCGUGCUGCUGGCGAACGCGGUAGCUCGGAGGUGGCCGCACGUCCUCAGCAACGCCCUGGAUCCCGGCUGGGUUCCAACGAAGAUGGGCGGGUCCAAUGCCACCGGGGACAUCAACGACACGGUGAAAACGUACGAGCUGCUGGCUGUUGGUGACGUCCAUACGACGGGCAAGUACUUCUGCGAUUCAAAGGAAGCGAAUCCCAUAGAGCCUGCACUAGACACUAAGCUUCAGGACCGCUUCAUCGACAUCAUGGAGGAUAUCACCGGAAUCAAACUUCCUGAGGAGAACCUCCCCUCGGGAACGAGCACCUCGACGAGGUGAUCCCGGUGACAAUAUAUUGCUCUCUGUCGGCUGUUACAUGUUCGUCAUGUCACUACGCAUAAGAUAAUACAUAUCAAGAGCACAGUCCUAAAGCAAUAUUCUUUCAAUAGAGAGGUUCGGCAAUGUAUGUCCUUAAAUUUAUAUCACCGUCUGGCUGCAGAUGCACAUUCCUCAAGCAUCCAAUCU